Raphanus sativus (radish) is the source of this 1085-nucleotide messenger RNA. Its product is annotated as protein LIFEGUARD 1. The record is from RefSeq and is a predicted model, not a curated record. Bases 97 to 816 code for a protein of 239 amino acids. Lineage: Eukaryota; Viridiplantae; Streptophyta; Magnoliopsida; Brassicales; Brassicaceae. The transcript has 4 exons. Gene Ontology annotation, cellular component: membrane.
GUAAUUUCCUUCCCACCAAGAAAAAAGCAAAACCCUUAUUCUCUCUCAUCUUUAUAUUUAGAUUUUUUUUCUUCUUUCAAGAUUUGACAAAGAACAAUGGAGAAAUCAGACAUAGAGAGUGGUGUAGUGAUCGGUGAUAAGGAGCUUUAUCCUAAGAUGACGGAGAGCCCCGGGCUCCGCUGGGCUUUCAUAAGGAAGGUUUACGCCGUCUUGACUCUUCAGCUGAUCGUGACUGUAGGAGUCUCCUCAGUCGUUUUCUUCGUAGGCGACAUCUCUGUCUUCGUCACGACAACCACACCCGGCCUUGUCGUCUUCUUCGUCUCGCUCGUUAUUCCUCUCCUCAUGCUGUGGCCACUGAUUGUGUUUGCCAAGAAGCAUCCCGUCAACCUCAUAAUCUUAAUGCUCUUCACCCUCACCAUCUCUUUCGCCGUGGGACUUUGCUGCUCUUUUUCAAAAGGGAAGAUUGUUCUGGAGGCAGCGAUUCUCACAGCUACAAUGGUCCUGGGGUUAACGAUAUACACUUUCUGGGCAGUAAGGAGAGGCCAUGACUUCUCUUUCCUUGAACCAUUCCUCUUCGGAGCCCUCCUUAUCAUCCUUGUCUUCUCUAUCAUACAGGUACUCCAUCCUCUGGGGAAGCUAUCGUCGAUGAUAUUCAGCUGUUUCGCUUCAGUCGUGUUCUGCGGUUACAUUGUCUACGACACGAAUCAGCUGAUCAAGAAACUCAACUACGACGAGUAUAUCCAUGCUGCUAUUUGUCUUUAUCUCGACGUCAUCAAUCUCUUCCUCCAUAUCCUUGGUUUUGCCAUCCACACCUAGUGAUUUGAUGCAUCAUGCACACAUCCUAUCUGUUAAUGUCCUCGUCAUGGGUUACUUAGAACUAGUUCAAGACACAAACUUUAAAAGGCUAGGUUAUGCUAUUUGCUUUAAAUAAUUGUUAAAUAUAUAUUUUGUGUAAAGAUCGAUUAUGAUAACUCUUAAAUCUCAAGACUUUCGGUUUAAGAGGUUCCUUGUUUUGCAAGGAAUAUCUAGAAGAAAAGCUACAUGUGAUUUGGAAUAUUCGAUAAUAUCUGCUCAGUUUUCCAAUA